UCGUUGCGUCUGUCUAUGGUUGGACUGAUCAUAUGAUCAAUUUAAUUUUCCUUCCAUUGUAUCUUUCUUAUUAGCUAUCCAGUUUUUCUUAAAACAAAACGAAGAAUCAACAUGAAGGGGUGUAUUUUUAAUAUUGAUGCUGGAUAUUUGGAAGGGUUGUGCCGCGGAUUCAAAUGUGGCAUUCUCAAACAAUCUGAUUAUUUGAACUUGGUGCAGUGUGAAACACUAGAAGACUUGAAACUUCACUUGCAAGGCACUGAUUACGGGACCUUCCUCGCCAAUGAGCCCAGCCCUCUCUCUGUGUCGACUAUCGAUGAUAAGCUUCGCGAGAAACUUGUUAUUGAAUUCCAGCAUCUCAGAAAUCAUUCUGUUGAGCCACUGUCUACAUUCCUGGAUUUCAUUACUUACAGUUAUAUGAUUGAUAACAUCAUCCUGCUCAUUACGGGCACUUUGCACCAGAGACCAAUUUCAGAAUUGAUCCCUAAAUGUCAUCCAUUGGGUUCAUUUGAGCAAAUGGAAGCCAUUCAUGUUGCUGCUACCCCAGCUGAGUUGUACAAUGCAGUGCUCGUUGACACACCAUUGGCUCCAUUCUUUGUGGACUGCAUUAGUGAACAAGACUUAGAUGAGAUGAAUAUUGAGAUCAUUCGUAACACUUUGUACAAGGCUUAUUUGGAAGCUUUCUAUGAUUUUUGCAAACAGAUUGGAGGAACUACAGCUGAUGUCAUGUGUGAAAUUUUGGCUUUUGAAGCAGAUCGCCGUGCCAUUAUUAUCACUAUUAACUCCUUUGGAACUGAGUUGUCUAAAGACGAUCGUGCUAAGCUUUACCCUCGCUGUGGAAAGCUGAAUCCUGAUGGACUGGCUGCCCUGGCACGUGCUGAUGACUAUGAACAGGUUAAGGCAGUGGCAGAGUAUUAUGCUGAGUACUCUGCUUUAUUUGAAGGUGCAGGAAAUAAUGUUGGUGACAAGACAUUGGAAGACAAGUUCUUCGAACAUGAGGUAAGCCUUAACGUUCAUGCCUUUCUACAACAAUUCCACUUUGGAGUAUUUUAUUCAUACUUGAAGUUGAAAGAACAGGAAUGCCGUAACAUUGUAUGGAUAAGUGAGUGUGUUGCCCAGAAACACCGCACUAAGAUUGACAAUUACAUUCCUAUAUUCUAAUUUGCUUUCAUAGUUGAAUAUUAAUUCACUUUUCUUUGUAUAUAUGAUAUAGUCAAAUAUCGGCACAUCCAUUCUCCUACAAGUAACAGUCAAAGAUCAAUAUAAUAGUAUAUAUAUAAAAUAGUAUAUAUAGCCUUUGACUGUAGAAUUUGUGUUUAAUCCUAGGAGAGAUCAGCAUACAGUAAAAUGUGUAUAACAAUAUGAUCAAAUUGGGGUUUGACUAAUAAAACCUAAGUUAGGAGUUAAACAAGAAUGUGUUAAUUUGUUGGUGUUAGAUAUAAACAACACUUAUCAGAAUGUUAUAGUUUAUUGUUACAAUAUAAAUGAAUAAUUAUACAGAAUAUUUAUUUUUAAUUUAAUGACUUUAAUUGACAAGUGGAAAGUUAGUUGCAAAUGUUUUACCUUUCUAUUUAAAUAUUUCUGAAACGCAUUUUGGAUUGCAACAAAAUUCGGGCUUUGUCUAUUAUAUGGACAGCUUAUUUUGCUUUCAAUACGAAAAGUAAUAUAGAUGACAGAAAUACAGUUCAAUGAGAAAGCUCCAUAUUGACCUUUGACUAUAACAUAAACACAUAUGUGUAUAACAAGCACAAAUAAGAAGUCUAUUACUGAUAAUUUUAAAACUUAAACAUUGUUCUUUUAUUUUCCAAUAUAAAUAACGCAUUAGAGUAACAGUAUUAUGUUUUAAAUGUACAUAGGAUUAUUUAUUCAUUAUAUUACUGUUCAAAUUCCGUAUUUCAUAUAUUUAAUGUUCCACCUAUUAAAUAUAUCUUAGGAAUUAGAAUGUAGGCAAAAUUUAUCUUAUCUGCUUUAAAGGACAAGGAUGGGAAGUAUUGAUAAAAUUAUUGUAAAAUAAACACUUAGAUGUUGUCAGUUGUUCCAUAAUUUACAAAUAUUAAAUUGGCGUCUUUAUUUUGUCGGGUUAUAGUUACCUGAUUAUAUCAUGUGUAUAUCUAUAUUAGCUCUGUUAUUACUAUU
Achroia grisella is the source of this 2133-nucleotide messenger RNA. It is a transcript of the gene VhaAC39-1, whose product is annotated as V-type proton ATPase subunit d. Gene Ontology annotation, cellular component: plasma membrane proton-transporting V-type ATPase complex; proton-transporting V-type ATPase, V0 domain; early endosome. Gene Ontology annotation, biological process: proton transmembrane transport; vacuolar acidification; vacuolar transport. Gene Ontology annotation, molecular function: proton-transporting ATPase activity, rotational mechanism. NCBI's taxonomy places the organism in Eukaryota, Metazoa, Arthropoda, Insecta, Lepidoptera, Pyralidae. The coding region runs from base 112 to 1158 and encodes 348 amino acids. The transcript has 4 exons. The record is from RefSeq and is a predicted model, not a curated record.